AUGUACACCACGUCUAACAAGAGCUCAGUUUUGAAGUUUAAUGAUGUGUUUAGUGGUUCUCCCAAUAUAUCCAGUGUUUCACCAUCCUUUAGCAUAACUGCGUUUUCUGGUCUGUCAAACUACAGUCUACGAGGGCAAGGUUAUGUGAUGGUUGCAAUGUCAAGACUUUACUUUAUCGCAGCUUCAUGUGAUGAUGAAUGUGAAAUAUGGCUAAGAAGAGCUGAAGAACCAGGACUGGGUGAUAAUGAAAGAGCUGAUCACGAGCUGUUGAUUAAAAUUGAGUCACCUACGUAUCCCACCGGAUAUAAAUUGAGUCCAAGCCAAUAUAAGUUACAAAACUUCAGCAGAUGUCAUUUGUAUCAUAUGGAGGCUUACAUGCGRCAGCGGGUCAAUAACGAUUAUCUUACCGUAGUCUUAAAGUUACCCGAUGAACAAGGGAUGCCACUUUUCCCCUCUGAGUUUGUCUACUGGAUGAGACCAGGUUCUAGAGUUCUUAAGUUUCAAUUAACCAACAACAUCAGUAGAAGCAUUGUUCUUGGUUCAGAGUUAAYUUUUGAAGCUGUCUACAAAUUCUGCUGCAAAGGUCUUGCCUGUCCUUCCUGUCCACUGGUAAGACAGCUGGAGGCUUUUAAGCGAACGAUAAUGGUUAACGGGAGACUCGAAAUGAGCUGUGAAGAGCACAAAAUGAAAUUGAAAAUCUCGACGAUCGUGCAACCGGACAAUUACAGCAUUGAUUUAUCGUAUCACUUUCCCGACGACCUAACGCAUUGGCACAAGAAAAGACGUAUUACGAAGUCCAUACAAGUUUCCGAUUCAACCAGGCUCCAAUGUUCGUUUGAAGAUGGAAUAUGUCCGGGAUGGAUUGUAUCGUCACACGACAGUCCAUCAUGCCGGUGGAGUUUAGAAAAAGGUGAGAAGAUCAAGGGUAUGUAUCGUUAGUCUUAAGUAUUCUCUCUCCUGUUGUUGCUUCUUUUUUUGAUUAGAGAAAUACCAAUAAGUAUAAAAGUAUUGAAUACUUCAUAUAAAACAAACCUUUCUUAUCGGUGGGCUUAUUCUUCCACUGGACCAGAGCAUGUCAUGGUCAGAUUGAUCUUCGUGGAAACGACGGGACGCGCCUGAUAUGAAAUGAAUCAAACACGUUCAAUCGAGAAUGAUUUGCUUCUUCGACUAUGCUUCGCCUUAGGAAACAUAGAGAGUGUUGGAGAAACAAUUAAAACUAAUUUCCAUGCAUAUAUCUACAGAUUUCACCAAUAUGACGAUAACACUCAUUGGUUGAUAGAUUACCACUGGUAUGCGGGACUUAUACUAAUAGUAAUUAAUUUUUUUUAUAUGGCAAGGUAU
Actinia tenebrosa (Australian red waratah sea anemone) is the source of this 1341-nucleotide messenger RNA. RefSeq lists its product as uncharacterized. The record is from RefSeq and is a predicted model, not a curated record. Lineage: Eukaryota; Metazoa; Cnidaria; Anthozoa; Actiniaria; Actiniidae.